Messenger RNA from Papilio xuthus (Asian swallowtail), 2583 nucleotides. It is a transcript of the gene Boule, whose product is annotated as boule protein. Gene Ontology annotation, biological process: positive regulation of translational initiation; 3'-UTR-mediated mRNA stabilization. The record is from RefSeq and is a predicted model, not a curated record. Lineage: Eukaryota; Metazoa; Arthropoda; Insecta; Lepidoptera; Papilionidae. Gene Ontology annotation, cellular component: cytoplasm. Gene Ontology annotation, molecular function: mRNA 3'-UTR binding; translation activator activity. The coding region runs from base 385 to 1152 and encodes 255 amino acids. The transcript has 4 exons.
UAAAUAACUGAGAUAAGAACCACUUGGAAAAUGCACACGUAUAAUCCAAUGACCUAGUUACCUCGACCAGUAAAAAUAGCGGGCGACAAUAGCUCAAACACUAUUUUUAGUGCGUAUCUUUAAAAUCCCAAUCCACACACCCUUAUCUCUCGCAUCAAAUCGCAUUGUUGUCUUAGCGAGUCGAGAAUCUGUCAGCGCGCGAACACGGUUACGGCGCAAGACAUAAAAUACAUCUAUAUAACGCCAUAGUACCGGCCAAAUCGAUACUACGCCGCGUAAAGCCAGUCCGAGUUGUUUUUCGUCUGAACAUUAGUGCUCGUUUAGUUAUCGCUAGAAUUUUUAGUUUAGUAAACAAGGGAACAUGUUUUAAAAGAAGACUGUAAAAUGGAAGGCAGUGCUAAAAGGUACAUACGUAGCGAAUCAGCGAGUUGUGCACACAUGGUAGAAGAGAAUUCUACGAACAAUAGAAAAAGUACGGAUCCCCACGAGAAGCUGAAGGCUCUGUUGAACUCUCCCGAGGAGGAUACAGACGACACCCUGCCGCCUUCCGACGCUCCUAAAUUCGGCACUGUCAUACACAAUAGGAUCUUUGUGGGGGGAUUUUCUCUGACGACGACUGAUGAGGAUCUUUGGAAGUUUUUCUCCGGCUUCGCAACUGUAACGGCGGCAAGGGUAAUCUACGACCGAGCUGGCGUCUCCAAAUGUUACGGCUUUGUUACAUUCGCAAGCCCCAGGGUCGCGAGACUUAUUGUUAAGCAGAGUGGAGGUGUGAUGUUCUCUCCGUUGGGUCGUUUGCGCGUGGCUCAGGCUGUCAGGAAGCAGGUAAUGUCGUGUGUGCAGAUGAGCCAGGUGCCGAUGGCGAGCGCGGAGGCAGCGCAGGCGACGUUGCCCGGACCGUUGUGCUAUCAGCUGGUGUGCGCGCCGCCGCUCGCGCCGCUGCCUGCCUGCGCGCCCUGCGACCUGCCGCCGCACCCCUACGCCAUCUAUCCACUGCCAUUUGACACGACGCCAGCCAUAUACGGUCCGCCAGCGCAGUACGCGCUUGUGCCGGCGGCGUUCGGGGCGGCGUGCUGCGAGCCCGCCUGCUGCGCCCCACUGGACAAGCAGCCGCGCCCCCCGCACCCCCAGCUGCACCCCGCAUUCAUCUACUGAGAUCCCCACACACACACCUCGUACAUCCCUUAUACAAUCUUCAUGUCUCGAUAAAAAUACGCUUGCUUAAAACUUACGUAUGUUAACGCUGGGUAGAUAUUUUUUGAUGAUUUUUAUCCAUAGAUAAAACCUAAUAGAUUCUUUUAAAAUGAUAAAUAUAAAAGACAAUAGAUUUGGCGUAUUUAAAGAUAAUAUUAUUUUUCGCUCCAGUCUUCCAUAGAUUCGAUAUUUCGUUAAUUAUUCGGUCACAAGCUUUCUAAUAAACUCGAAGUCAAGUAAAUGAGUUAAUGAAUGUGUUCAAAACUAUUUAGACUCUGUCUGUCUGUGUGCGAGUGUUGACGUUUUUGUCUAUCCGUGUGUCGUCUUAACUCUUUAUCUUAAUUUAAUAUUAGUACUAUCGUAUUAGUAUAUUUAAGCUUCAACUGGGUAUAUAAGUAAGUCAAACCGUGAAUCCGCGUGCUAUCAUUGUGUACUGACCACUGACCUUUAUAAAUGGACUGGCUUUAAGGUAUCGUAUUUUGUGCCCAUUCGAUUUUCUCCAUUUUGACGCUGAUGGUAGCGUUGCUGAGGAUUUGAACUAAUUAUAUAGAAGGAAUUAACUUUCACUUAACAUCAACACGUACGUUUAAAUCGGAGUGGAGCAGACCUCGUCAAUUCGAAGGAAUCGCCUAUCUAUUUGCACAGAUCAGUGGUACUGGCACAUACCGCUCUAUAUGUUUUAAAGUCUUCGUCGUAAUGUUGACGAUAUGAAAUGUAAAUGUAAAUUUUAUUGUAGGUUGUGUAAUAGAUUUGAAAUAUCUGAAACGAUGGUAAUUAUAUUAAAGUGCAAUUCGAGCGCAACGAACAAAAUGGCACAAAUUGAAACUGUUAGUAAUAAUAAUAUACCUCAAUAUAACAAUUGUUGUAGCUUGUUAUCCUUUAAAAAGGAAUUUUCUUUAUCCAUAGUAUAAGGUUGUUAUGUUGCCCAAACACUUAGAACAGAUAAAUGAAUCUAUUUUUGAACGCUUUAGUUAUAAAUGUUGCUAAUGACAAUGAGAUUAUAUCUGGGGUCCAAGAUGUGAUAGGUGACGUACGUUUCUAAAUUUAACAUCGAAAGGUUUGCUAAUAGCCGCAAUGUUUAAAUUUAGAAACGUAAUUAACCGAAACCGUUAUUGAUUAUUGACUUGGGAAAGAGUUUUAUCAAAUAGCAUUUGCAAUAAAUAACGGCAAAAUAAAUAUAAUUUGCCAUUACGAUUGUUACAACUUGUUAGUUAUUAAAAAGGUGCGUUAUAUUUAUAUAAAAAAAAUGUUAUAGAACAAUGACAAAUUAUAUCCAACGAACUUAAAAUAAAAUUUCAGUAGAAUUGAUACGAAUAGGUACAAAGGUACAAAUAAUUUCUUUAAAUGUUUUUUGCCCUUUUUAAAUUACCUAAAUAAAUCUAUAAAAACAUC